GGCGCGAUGGGCUGCAGUAACUCUAGGGCCACCAGCGCGGGGACCCGCCGAGACCCUGCAGGAGCAGCUAAAGAUGCAACAGAAGAAUCGAUAAUGGAAGAUGACAAGAGGAGAAACUAUGGAGGGGUAUAUGUAGGUCUGCCCUCUGAAGCUGUCAAUAUGAUAUCUAAUCAAACAAAGACUGUACGCAAAAAUUAGAAGAAAAUAUCAUGACUCAAUAAUCAAGAGCUUGCUCAUUGAG
Molecule: messenger RNA, 241 nt
Organism: Nyctereutes procyonoides (raccoon dog)
Lineage: Eukaryota; Metazoa; Chordata; Mammalia; Carnivora; Canidae
Product: overexpressed in colon carcinoma 1 protein-like
Exons: 1
Coding region: 7-198 (63 amino acids)
Source: RefSeq, a predicted model, not a curated record